AUAUAUUAACUUGUAACUUGUAGCUUCAGGGCUCUCCUCCUUCAUUGGUCCUUUUCUUCUCUACUCAUCAUCUCCCCGGUCUCUCUCUUUCUAGCCUCUCUUUGAUCUCCAUGACUCCUGUUUAUCAUUCUUCUUUUUCUCCUUUUCUCAUAGACCUUAAUGAAGACCAACAACACAACCAAUUCUUCUGUUCUAAAUCUACAGAAGAGGCUUCUUCAUCUUCUUCUUUAUCCUACCCAGUUCUCAUCAACCCAUCUCAAGAAGAUGCAGGUUUUUACCAUGGGGAAUUCCACCAGCCAUUAAUACGGCAUCAAGAACAGGCUGGUGGGUCAUGGGAUCAUCCACAACUUAAGAACGAGAACGAGAAUGGGUUCAAAUUUUCUGUUUGCAAGGAAGAAGACAGAAAUGAAGAUCAACGAGAAAACAGUUCAGUUAAGUGGAUGUCUUCAAAGAUGAGGUUGAUGAGGAAGAUGAUGAGCUCGGAUCAAAUAGUUUCCAGUACACCAGAGACUUCUAUGACGAAGUUUGAAGAUGAAAAAGCCGGAUCAUCUCCUUCACAAGAUGAUAAUAGAAGCCAAAAUUUCUCUAGCAACAGUAACAACACAAUUAGGGUUUGUGCUGACUGUAACACAACUAAGACCCCUCUUUGGAGGAGUGGACCACGAGGUCCUAAGUCACUUUGCAACGCCUGUGGAAUCCGGCAAAGGAAGGCGAGAAGAGCCAUGGCUGCAGCUCAAGCAAGUGCAAAUGGCACAAUUUUUGGUCCUGAGAUAGCAGCCAUGAAGACCAAAGUGCAAACUAAAGAGAGAAAACCAAGCAACAGUCAUCUUCCAUUCAAGAAAAGGUGCAAAUUUACAGCGCAAGUUCGAGGAAGAAAGAAACUUUGUUUUGAGGACUUAUCAAUAAUCUUGAGCAAGAAUUCAGCUUUUCAUCAACAAGUUUUCCCUCAAGAUGAGAAGGAAGCAGCAAUCUUACUUAUGGCUCUAUCUUAUGGUCUUGUUCAUGGUUGAGUCUUCAAUUUUAGAUUUCUUUGUUUGUUUAGCCAUAAUAUUAGAACUACGUACCCUGAAAAGCUAGAGUUCAUAUUUUGUGUGAGAGAGAAAUGGAGCCAUGAUGUCUGCCUGUGAGAAAUCCAAAUUCAAUAAGAAGGAAUAAUUAGUGUUGUGAUCUGCGGAGCUAAUUGUACUAUCAGAGGUUAUAUAUAUCAAGCUUAAUUAACUAAUAACAAAGAGUGUUCAAGCUUUUUGUUGUUUUAAUAAAGCUUUAUUUCUA
Manihot esculenta (cassava) is the source of this 1272-nucleotide messenger RNA. Its product is annotated as putative GATA transcription factor 22. Lineage: Eukaryota; Viridiplantae; Streptophyta; Magnoliopsida; Malpighiales; Euphorbiaceae. Gene Ontology annotation, biological process: regulation of DNA-templated transcription. Gene Ontology annotation, molecular function: sequence-specific DNA binding; zinc ion binding. Bases 111 to 1010 code for a protein of 299 amino acids. The record is from RefSeq and is a predicted model, not a curated record. The transcript is spliced from 3 exons.